AUGAAUGGGACUCAUAACAAUAAUGAUGGUAAUGAUCAAGAUAUUAAAGAAGAUCUUUUGAAAAAUGUCAAAAUACAAGUAAAAAUGCUUAUGGAAGAAGCUGUUAUCCGUGGUUUUGUUCAUGAAGAUAGUGAAACAAUUGGUAAACUUUGCUCAUCUGUUGAAUCAGUACUUCUUUAUGGAAUACGUCGUAAUAUAUUCACUUGGAUAGAAGAAGUAUCUACUUAUAGUUUAUGUCAAAAAAUAACAAAAUUAUGUCCAGAAAUACAACAUACAUUCAAUCGUAUAGAUUAUUAUAAACAAAUGAUUAUUAAAAAACGUAAUGAUUCAGAUCUAAAAAGGAAUAUCUCCCCAUUACGUAAUAAAUCGAAUAAGCCAUUAUUAAUAUCAAAUGAGAAAUUAACACCUUCAAUGAAUUUUACAUUUUGGUCAAAUGAGAAACGAACAAAUCUAUUAAAUGGUCGUCCCGAUACCGUAUUUCAACAUUUUUGGAUUCGUGUUAGUAUUUAUGAAAAAGUAUUAGAUAAGAUUGUUAAAUUUUUAGCUGAUCAUUCAUUACAAUAUUACGAACCAUGGUCUGUUAUUGCGGAUCCAUGUUAUGGGCUAUUGAUUAGUGAUCUAUUACGUGGUCCAUGUACCAUUGAUUAUUCACAUACACGAACACCAGAUCAUUUAUUUACAGAUCCACCAGUUUCAGAAUUAAUACAACGUCGUGGUAUUUACAGCGGUUUAAUGUCUAGACAAUUAGCUUAUGUUCCACCAAUAAGUCAACAAUUAUCAAAUCAAUCCACUGAACAACACGAUCAAACUGAUGAUUCGCAUUUAUUUAAACAAAAUUCAGAAGAUUUAUUCAAUGGAAACAUUCGAAAUAUUAAACAAAUGCCAACGAUCACUUUGAAUUCUUCAAUGGAUGAAAACGACGAUAGCGAUAAUGAUAAUGUUAAUAAAGAAUCGAAUCAUGGAAGUGUGGAUUGUCAUCCACGUAUGCCAAAUGAUACAAUCACUACUACUACUACUAAUAAUAAUAAUAGAUUAGUCAAUAAUCGUAUUGGUAAUGUGAGUAAUACUUCUAGUCAAUCAAAUUGGAUGUUGAAACGUGGCAGUUCUCCAUCAAUUAAUUUAAGUGAUAUGCCAAAUAAUCGAACAAUGAGAACUGGUUCAUGUGCAUUUCUUCCACAAAUGAAUGAAUUUAAUUCAACUAAAUUAAAUCGUAAUUUGAAAUCAAAUAAAGAUAUUGCAUUAGCUGCAAAAGAACAUGUGGAAUCAAUGCAUCAAAGUUUACGAACACGUUUAUUAUAUGGAAAGAAUAAUGUAUUAAUGCAAACGUCUAAUUCAUCUAAUCCAAUACCUGGUUAUUUAUCUUUAAUCGAUAAUGAAUGUGGUAAAUUGAUUAUACUUAAAUGGACACCAAAUUCAGCUGUAACUACACCACAAAAUAUAUCAACAUUAACUAAUAGUCAUAAUCAAGAAUUUUGUUUCUCUACUGAUUCAUUACUGGAUACAAGAAUGGAUUUAGAUGAUUUAAAUGAAAAAGAAACUUACUGGGGUUAUGCCGUUAAAAUCAAAAUGUCAGAUGUUGUUUAUGGACAUUAUCAUGAAUUUGACAAUCAAUAUACGCUAACACUGAUUCGAAAUGAUGGAAUACAAUUAGCUCCAUUUCAUUUUUAUGCUCAAAGUCAUGUUCUUACAUUUCUAAAUUGUUUGGAACAAGGUUUAAAACAACGUGGUGGUUAUUUGAGUCCAUCUUCUGAAUUAGAUACAUCUUCAUCAGUCACAUCAAAUUUUUCCAUGAAAUCUUAUCGUCCAUCAAUGCCAUUCAUUUUUGGAAACCGUAAUUCAUUAUUACCUCUAUCAAUAUCAACAUCAACAACAAAUAAUGAUAAUAAAACAAAUCCAUCCAUAAUAUCAUCUCAAAACUUCUCUUCCAUUUAUAAUAAACCUUCUAAGUCAAAUCAAUCAUUAACGAAUUCAGGAUUGAAACAACGUAUCUAUAUGAAUAUAUUAAAAGCAUUUAAUCAUACAGAUGAUAUAAAUAAUGAUGAAGAAUUACAAACAUCUUAUACAUCACCUAAUGUUUGUAUACCAGAGGAACAAUGCCCUGUUCAACAUGUUUAUCAGAUUGUAUCUAAAACUAGAGAUGGUCAAACAAUGGGAAUGAAUAAUCUCAACACAUCAUCUAUAUUAUCCAACCGAAUCUCUUUAGAAGGUAUUACAGAAGAAAUUGUCAAUGAAUCAGAUGAUGUUGAUGUACAGUCGAAGAACCAACUAUCAACCCAUGAAGAUGUAUUCAAUAAAUUUCGUAUUAAAAUAUUAUCACAUGUAUUUCGUAAAUGGUAUAAUCAUUUUAAUAAACUACGUACAGUACGUAAAAAAUUAGCUGAUCUAGUAUCACCUAAUUUUUUAACCGUGGAUUCACCAACAAAUGCUGAAGAAGGUGUAACUGUAGAAUUUUGGAAUCAAUUAAUGACAAAUUCUAUUCCACAAAUCCCAUUCAGUGAACUUUGUCGACAUAUUUAUUUUGGUAAUUGUGAUCCAACAAUUAGAAAUGAGGUAUGGCCAUAUUUAUUGGGUUUAUAUACAUGGAACUCAACUAGUGAACAAUUGAAUGAAGUCAAUAUACAACAAAAGGAGAUUUAUACCAAUGCUUUAAAUAUAUGGAAUCGUGUUGUACUAUAUUUGAAACAAGAUGUUCGAUAUGCUAAUUUCGUAGCAAUCGUUCCACCUAAAAAUGAUUCAACUGAAUCUAAUGAGUGCUUAUAUGACACGAAACUACUUGUCAAUAAUGAAUUGCCAUUGAACUCAACAAAACAACCAAAUGAAGUAAACAAUAUAGAACUAGAGAAUCAUGUAAACAAUGAUGGUGGUUUAGCUGAUAUUGAUUCUUCAACAGCAACACUUCCUAAUGAAACUUCUACAUCUAAAAUAUCAAAUCUUUCCACUGAUUCACAUUCGCCUAUCAACAAUACAGCUCAAAGUCAAUGUGAAUUUUCGCCAAAUACAUUAGAAUUAUUUGCUGAUAAUUUAUAUCGAAUUGAUAAAGAUGUUACAAGAUGUGAUCGAAAUCAUGAAUUCUUUAUGACACCAAAAAAAGAAACAAAAUCUUCCUUUCAUAACUUAACUGACUUAAGUUCUAAUUUAAUCAAAUUACGUAAUAUUAUAUCAACAUGGGUAUGGUUACAUCUUGAUAUUGGUUAUAUCCAAGGAAUGUGUGAUUUAUUAGCACCAAUAUUAAUUAUUAUACAAGAUGAAUAUAAAACAUUUGCAUGUUUUAAUUGUUUAAUGAAAUGGAUGUUACCAAAUUUUCCAUUGAUCAAAUCAUCAUCAUCAUCAUCUUCAACGAAAUUAUCACCAUCGGAAACACCAUUGUUACUAAGUAGAUCAUCAAUAGAGAAAACAAUCAAUAAUAAUAGUAAUAAUAAUGAUCAUACAAUUAGACGUACUACUUUAUUACAAAUGGCUGUGAAUGCAGCACGUCGUCGGACUAUUACAAUGCAUAGUAAAGAUAAUACUAUAGAUACUACUAAUCAUAAUAAUAAUUAUUCAAAACAACUACAUUAUGAUACGAAUACAUUGCGUUGUACAAAUAAACUCAAAGAAACAUCAUCAUCAUCUCCAUCACCAUCCGCAUCACCAUCCUCAUCACCUUCACGAUCAUCAUCAGCAGCAGCGACAGCAUUGUCAUCAACAUCAUCGUCCACAUUGUCACAGAACGUUACGGAUGUAAUAGAUGAAACAAUUGAACAAUCAUAUCAGAAUUCAAAUUCAAAUAGAAUCAUUUCACCAUAUGAUAAAUUAUUAUUAAAUUCUAAUGAGUUAUCAAUACCAUGUAUGGAUAUAAGAUUUUCUUUUCUUCAAUCAUUAAUAGAAAUCUUUGAUCCAGAAAUGAAUCAUCAUUUAGUUAAAAAGGUGCCAGAAGGACAGUUAUUGUUUUCAUAUCGUUGGUUAUUAUUAGACUUUAAACGAGAAUUGCAAUAUAAUGAUAUCUUUCCAGUAUGGGAAACAAUAUGGGCAUCACGUCAAUUAGUCACUUAUGAUUUUGGAAUAUUUUUCGCUUUAGCAUUAAUUGAAUAUUAUCGUGAUAUUAUCAUUUAUUAUAAUAUGGAUAUAACAGAAAUUAUACGAUUUUAUAAUGAAUUAACAGAACAACAUGAUUGUGUCACACUAUUAGAAUUGGCACGUAGUUUUGUCUUUCAACUACAACAUUUAAUGGUAGACAGGUGA
This is a messenger RNA of Schistosoma rodhaini, 4221 nucleotides long. NCBI's taxonomy places the organism in Eukaryota, Metazoa, Platyhelminthes, Trematoda, Strigeidida, Schistosomatidae. The record is from the annotation of a GenBank genome assembly.